AUGGGGAAAACAAGAUAUGAUGGAAUUUGUAACUCCACUGAUGAGAAUGAUUUGUCAGACAACACACCACCUAAAUGUUUAUCACCAGAACCAUACAUGUUAAAGGGGAACCAGUGCAGAAACUUGACCUGUUAUCCAGGGAAGUAUCUAAGUAAUGGAACAUGCCAAGCACUCUUCACAGUUACACAAAACUUGGGAUAUUUUCUGACAUCAAACUUCCAAGGAAACGUGUCUUCUUUGUUACCUGUUAAGGAUCUAUUGAGCAUCAUAUCGGCAGAAAUCAAACAAACAAUACUGUCUAAGCUCCAGAUAGAAUCAGAUUCGAUUGAAUAUUUGUUUGUUCAAAUAGACCAACCUUGCCUUAACAAGAAUCAAUCUUUAUUGUCACACUCCUUUUCGGGAAGUAUUGCGGUGGGUAUAUUUAUUAAUCAGGCUGUAUAUAGAGUUGAUAUUGAAAAUCACUUAAUUGAUUUAACAACCAAAAUGGAAAUAUUAAGUAACAAAACGCUCAAUGUUCGUUUAUUUUUCUUUAUGCGGAUAGAACACUCAUAUAUAAAUCCAUAUAAAAUGUUUCUCGCCAACUAUUUCUCAACAUGUAGUCUACCAGAAAUUGUAAAAUAUAAAAAAGUAUUGAAUAGACAUAAAUAUAGAACCGCUAGAAUAUCAAAAUUAUUAACAUGCAUUCAGGUUCCACUAGCGUUGAACGAAUAUAGUUUUAAUAACCAAUUGGGAAAAGUUAAGAUAUCUGGUAUAAAUACACUCUAUGAUUAUGACUUGUUUGAUCAUCUUCCCGAUGGGUCAGCAAGGAUUUGUGCUGCCGACUUCAACGUUGGAACCAAGCCAGUGGCACGAAACCAAGAUUCAAAGAACCUUCUUUCAAAAUUAACGAUUAUCCUGAAUUGCAUUUCUAUCAUAUGUUUGAUGAUAACAUUUCUUAUUUAUGUGUCGAAGAAAAAAUUGAGAACAAUGCCAGGGAAAAUGAACAUGAUUCUGAUAUUCUCGCUGUUUCUUACACUGGUUGUUUUUCAAUUAAGUAAAUAUGGAUCAACAGAAAAAUGGGCAUGUAUUGGAUUUGGAAUAGCUAUACAUUAUUUUUGGUUAGUGUCGUUUUCAUCAAUGACGGCGAGCUCAUUUCAUAUGUUUCGUAUAUUCCGGUUUUCACAGAUAUGUAACACCAAUCACUCUAACGGUCUUCUGAAAAUAUACAUAGUUUCUGUCUCUAUUUUCCCGUGUGUUGUGGUAGUUCUGAAUAUCGUAAUAUCCUGGAUCUUAUCUGGCAAAGAGGAUAUUGGUUAUGGAAAUAAAAUUUGCUUCAUAGAUAAUAAAUUUUUGAGAUUAGCAACAUUUACAAUACCUGUCGGUUUAAUGUGCUUGUUAAAUUUAUUAUUUUUUGUGAUAACCAUUAUAUCUAUCAGAAAAGUCCCUAAUGUUCCAGAAAACAAAUCUAUAAGAAGCGAAUUUAGAAUUUUCUGUCGCUUAUUCACAAUAACUGGUAUACCAUGGGUACUUCAGAUUAUCGAUGGUUAUCUUCCCUUUUCGACCUUUUCGUAUGUGACGACCGUCAUAAACAGUCUUCAAGGGACAGCGAUAUUCGCAGCUUUUGUCUUAAACAAACGAGUUAUAAGAAUUCUGUGGAAAAGUUGUAAGUUAUCAAGAAAUGGAAACAGUGAUACGGCCGUGGAAACAAAUACAGAUGAUACAAAACUAUAGUUUUCUUUCCUUAUAUUUGUUUUAUUAUGAUAAAUUUUAAUGCCUGAUUAUUUGUUUUUAUUGAAAAAACAGUUUUAAAGUUGCUUUAAUUUUUAUAUUUGAAUUCAUUACAUGUACUUGAAGAAUACAGGUGUGAAAAUUUAAAUAGAUAGAAAAAGGGAUCACAUAUAUGUAAGGAAUUCAAGUAAUCUCUACCAUGACUGUUAACUUAUACAAUUAAGAAUUAUCUAAAUAAUUUUUUAUUCUUUCCUCAAUUGCUGAAACAUAAUUUAGAUAUCUUUCUUCUGAAUACUUGUUGUUGUUGUUGAUUCAACAAAAAGGUUGAAAUUGUACGAUACAUUCUGUGGCUGUAUACAUGGAUCAUUCAUGAGACAACUAUUAUAUAAUUGCAUUGUAUAUUUGUACACAUUAAACUGUAAGUUGAUUAAAAUCUCAUGUAUUAUAUACUUGCUUACUAUAAAA
This is a messenger RNA of Magallana angulata, 2172 nucleotides long. Its product is annotated as adhesion G-protein coupled receptor G4-like. Gene Ontology annotation, molecular function: G protein-coupled receptor activity. The record is from RefSeq and is a predicted model, not a curated record. Gene Ontology annotation, biological process: cell surface receptor signaling pathway; G protein-coupled receptor signaling pathway. NCBI's taxonomy places the organism in Eukaryota, Metazoa, Mollusca, Bivalvia, Ostreida, Ostreidae. The transcript is spliced from 3 exons. The coding region runs from base 1 to 1710 and encodes 569 amino acids. Gene Ontology annotation, cellular component: membrane.